AAGAGUCAAGUAUAGCAUAUGUACAGACAAGAGACUAGUGGUAGAAACCCUAACAACUACUACUGUGUGAAGCGAAGCUGUCUCUAUAAUUGAGUACUGAAGAACCCUUUAAGCUUUAUCUCCCUCUAUGCUUUACUAUUUCCUUUCACUAUAAAUCUAACCUUGGGGUUUCUCAUUUCUCAUUGCUAACUUCAUCACUUUCUCAUUGAUCAAGUAAGUAGCUAGAUACAAGUUCUUGGAUCAAAGUUUUUAGCACUAUGGCUUUGAAAGUUGCUUUGAUCUUCUUGGUUGUCUCUUUGCUUGCGGUUUUUACUUUGGGUGCCGAUAAUGUCGGGACGAAAACUGCCUCAGGUAAGACUACAGUUCCACCAGUAGCACCAGUUAAGGCACCAGUUCCAGCACCAGUCAAGCUUCCAGCUCCAGCACCAAUUAAGGUUCCAGCUCCAGUUAAGGUUCCAUCUCCAACACCAGUGAAGGCACCAGCUCCAGCACCAAUUAAGGUUCCAACUCCAGCACCAGUCACGAUUCCAGCUCCAGUACCAGUUAAGGUUCCAUCUCCAGCACCAGUGAAGGCACCAGCUCCAGCACCAUUGACAUAUCCUGCAGCUUGCCCGGCAUUAUGUGUCGAUCGGUGCGCAGCUCAUUCGAGGAAAAAUGUGUGCAAGAGGGCUUGUGAAACUUGUUGUGCACGUUGCAAAUGUGUUCCACUUGGUACAUCUGGUAACUACGGAACCUGCGGAAAAUGCUACUUUGAACAGAAAACUCAUGGUGGUGCACGCAAAUGCCCUUAAUUUAUCGAUCCAUCAAUCAUUCUAGUUUAUUGUUAAUUUGUUCUUAUAAAUUCACUUAUUGCAUUAAUAUGUAUUUCUUUAAUUAGUAGUUUUCAAUGUGUACGAUUAUCUAGAGAGGGAAUGUAAUGGGUUCUAUUUUCGGAACACAGUAUUGAUAAUAUUACUACUAUUUAUUUUGGGUUUAA
This is a messenger RNA of Papaver somniferum (opium poppy), 976 nucleotides long. RefSeq names its product gibberellin-regulated protein 14-like. The coding region runs from base 258 to 791 and encodes 177 amino acids. The transcript is spliced from 3 exons. NCBI's taxonomy places the organism in Eukaryota, Viridiplantae, Streptophyta, Magnoliopsida, Ranunculales, Papaveraceae. The record is from RefSeq and is a predicted model, not a curated record.